This is a messenger RNA of Callorhinus ursinus (northern fur seal), 2529 nucleotides long. The record is from RefSeq and is a predicted model, not a curated record. Lineage: Eukaryota; Metazoa; Chordata; Mammalia; Carnivora; Otariidae.
AUGUCGUCCGGGGCCAAGGAGGGGGGCGGGGGCUCCCCCGCCUACCACCUCCCGCACCCACACCCACACCCACCCCAGCACGCCCAAUAUGUGGGCCCCUAUCGGCUGGAGAAGACGCUGGGCAAAGGACAGACAGGGCUGGUUAAACUCGGGGUCCACUGCAUCACUGGCCAGAAGGUUGCCAUCAAGAUCGUGAACCGGGAGAAGCUGUCUGAGUCGGUGCUGAUGAAGGUGGAGCGGGAGAUCGCCAUCCUGAAGCUCAUUGAACACCCACACGUCCUCAAGCUGCACGAUGUCUACGAGAACAAGAAAUAUUUGUACCUGGUUCUGGAGCACGUCUCUGGAGGUGAGCUGUUUGACUAUCUAGUAAAGAAGGGGAGACUGACGCCCAAGGAGGCCCGGAAGUUCUUCCGCCAGAUAGUAUCGGCGCUGGACUUCUGCCAUAGCUACUCCAUCUGCCACAGAGACCUGAAGCCCGAGAACCUGCUUUUGGAUGAGAAAAACAACAUCCGCAUCGCAGACUUCGGCAUGGCGUCCCUGCAGGUGGGGGACAGCCUCCUGGAGACCAGCUGUGGGUCCCCCCACUAUGCGUGUCCGGAGGUGAUUAAGGGGGAGAAGUAUGACGGCCGCCGGGCAGACAUGUGGAGCUGUGGAGUCAUUCUCUUUGCCCUGCUUGUGGGGGCUCUGCCCUUUGAUGAUGACAAUCUCCGUCAGCUGCUGGAGAAGGUGAAACGGGGUGUCUUCCAUAUGCCCCACUUCAUCCCUCCAGACUGCCAGAGCCUCCUGAGAGGGAUGAUCGAAGUGGAGCCCGAGAAAAGGCUCAGUCUGGAGCAAAUUCAGAAACAUCCCUGGUACCUGGGCGGGAAACACGAGCCGGACCCUUGCCUGGAGCCAGCCCCAGGCCGCCGGGUGGCCAUGCGGAGCCUGCCAUCGAACGGAGAGCUGGACCCCGACGUCCUGGAGAGCAUGGCCUCGCUGGGCUGCUUCAGGGACCGCGAGCGGCUGCACCGCGAGCUGCGCAGCGAGGAGGAGAACCAAGAAAAGAUGAUCUACUAUCUGCUUUUGGAUCGGAAGGAGCGGUAUCCCAGCUGUGAGGACCAGGACCUGCCUCCCCGGAAUGAUGUCGACCCCCCUCGGAAACGUGUGGAUUCCCCCAUGCUGAGCCGUCACGGCAAGCGGCGGCCAGAGCGGAAGUCCAUGGAAGUUCUGAGCAUCACGGAUGCUGGGGGCGGCGGCUCCCCAGUGCCCACCCGACGCGCCCUGGAGAUGGCCCAGCACAGUCAGAGAUCCCGCAGUGUCAGUGGAGCCUCCACCGGUCUGUCCUCCAGCCCUCUCAGCAGCCCAAGGAGUCCUGUCUUUUCCUUCUCACCUGAGCCCGGGGCCGGAGAUGAGGCUCGGGGCGGGGGCUCCCCGACUUCCAAAACGCAGACGCUGCCUUCUCGAGGCCCCAGGGGUGGGGGCGCCGGGGAGCAGCCCCCGCCCCCCAGUGCCCGCUCCACGCCCCUGCCUGGUCCCCCAGGCUCCCCGCGCUCCUCUGGGGGUACCCCCUUGCAUUCGCCCCUGCACACGCCCCGGGCCAGCCCCACUGGGACGCCGGGAACGACGCCACCCCCAAGCCCCGGCGGUGGCGUCGGGGGAGCCGCCUGGAGGAGUCGUCUCAACUCCAUCCGCAACAGCUUCCUGGGCUCCCCUCGCUUUCACCGGCGCAAGAUGCAGGUCCCCACUGCCGAGGAGAUGUCCAGUUUGACGCCAGAGUCCUCUCCAGAGUUGGCAAAACGCUCCUGGUUUGGGAACUUCAUCUCCUUGGACAAAGAAGAACAAAUAUUCCUUGUGCUAAAGGACAAACCUCUCAGCAGCAUCAAAGCGGACAUAGUCCACGCCUUCCUGUCGAUCCCCAGCCUGAGUCACAGUGUGCUGUCACAGACCAGCUUCAGGGCCGAGUACAAGGCCAGUGGCGGCCCCUCCGUCUUCCAGAAGCCCGUCCGAUUCCAGGUGGACAUCAGCUCCUCAGAGGGUCCAGAGCCUUCCCCACGACGGGACAGCAGUGGCGGUGGUGGCAUCUACUCCGUCACCUUUACGCUCAUCUCCGGUCCCAGCCGUCGGUUCAAGCGAGUUGUGGAGACCAUCCAGGCACAACUGCUGAGCACUCACGACCAGCCCUCCGUGCAGGCCCUGGCAGAUGAGAAGAACGGGGUCCAGACCCGGCCUGCUGGCACCCCACCCAGAAGCCUGCAGCCCCCACCCGGCCGCCCAGACCCAGAGCUGACCAGCUCUCCCCGCCGAGGCCCCGCUAAGGACAAGAAGCUCCUGGCCACCAACGGGACCCCUCUGCCCUGACCCCAGGGGGCCGGGGAAGGAGGGGAGCCCCCUCCACCCCCCUUCCCUGCCCCCCAACUGUGAAUCUGUAAAUAGGGCCCAAGGAGUAUGUAGGGAGGGGAGAGGUACAACAAACCCGGCCUUGCCCUGCAGGGAUGGGGCUCAGGGGGCCGUGCCCAAUGGGGGGUGGUUCUGGGGGGACCGAGGGCGGGG